Nematocida major is the source of this 1437-nucleotide messenger RNA. Its product is annotated as signal recognition particle subunit SRP54. Gene Ontology annotation, molecular function: endoplasmic reticulum signal sequence receptor activity; GTPase activity; ATP hydrolysis activity. Gene Ontology annotation, biological process: SRP-dependent cotranslational protein targeting to membrane; SRP-dependent cotranslational protein targeting to membrane, translocation. The record is from RefSeq and is a predicted model, not a curated record. Gene Ontology annotation, cellular component: signal recognition particle, endoplasmic reticulum targeting; cytosol. NCBI's taxonomy places the organism in Eukaryota, Fungi, Microsporidia. The transcript has a single exon. The coding region runs from base 1 to 1437 and encodes 478 amino acids.
AUGCUUUCAGACUUAGGCGCAGGAAUAAGCAAUGCACUCCAAGGAUUUUUUGGGUCCAAGGAGGGAGAAAAAGAGCUUAACGAUGCCAUAAAGAAAAUAACCACGUCUCUUCUUAGCUCAAACGUAAGCACGCGGAUCGUGCUGAACGUGCGGAAGCGGAUUCUUGAGCGGUUUAAGCCGCAGGAGAUACAAACAAAGUCGCAAAAAGAGAAGGCUCUGCAGAAAAUUGUGUUUGAAGAGCUUUGCGCAAUUAUGGACUCGGGAAAAGAGCCCUUCCGGCCAAAAAAGAAGGAAAUUUCGACUGUGCUGUUUGUGGGGCUGCAGGGAAGUGGAAAAACCACGACCUGCUGUAAGUAUGCAAAGUACUACAAACAGAGGGGGUUCAAGGUCGGCAUUGUGUGUGCGGACACGUUCCGUGCAGGGGCAUACGAGCAGAUUUUGCAGAACGUCUCCGGGAUGAACGUGGAGGUGUUUAUUUCGUCAACGUCCGUGGACCCUGCAGAGGUUGCAAGGACGGGAGCCGAGCAGCUCAAGGGAAAGGGGUGCAAUCUGGUGCUUGUAGACACAAGCGGGCGGCACACGCAAGAGGGCGAGCUUUUUAGAGAAAUGGGCGAGAUUGUGGACGCAAUCAGCCCAACUGCGUCGAUUUUUGUCGUGGACGCGUCGAUCGGGCAGGCAGCGGAAAUACACGCGCGCAGCUUUAUGUCCCGGGUCAGGCUGGGGUCUGUGAUCAUUACAAAAACAGACGGAACAAAAAACAUAGGCGGCGCUCUGUGCAGCGUUGCUGAAACAAAAACGCCUGUUGCCUUCAUAGGAGUCGGGGAGGGAAUGAACCACAUUGAGUCCUUCAACCCCAAGGGGUUUGUUGGGAAGCUUAUGGGCCUGGGGGACAUCAACAGCUUCGUGGAGAAAAUUGAGAACCUAGGCAUUUCUGCGGAGAAGCAGGAGGAGCUGAUUGGAAAAAUCAAGGCAGGGGAGUUUAGCAUGGGCGACCUCUACGAGCAGUACAAGAAGAUACUGGAGCUUGGGCCGAUUGGCCAGCUUCUCUCUCUCAUCCCGGGGAUAAACAGCACUAUGUUCAACGAAAAGGGCUUCAAAACCAUGGGAACCAUCUUCUCAGCAAUGACCCGGAAGGAGCUUAAAACAAACGGAGAAGUUUUUAUUAAGUCUCUGCCCAGGCUGGUCAGAGUCGCGAAGGGGAGCGGUGUCACGCCCCUGCAGGUGAGAGAGACCGUUGAGUCGUACAGGAUGAUGGCCAGAACCUUCCAGCAGCUCUCCUCCAACCCCAUGUUUGCUGGGCUCUUUGGGGGCGGCCCUGGCAAAGGGCAGGACCAAGCGAUAACCCCAGACGCAGCCAAGGCGCAGAUAAAGCAGCUUAAGAAGAUGAUGCCUCCCGGGUUUUCUUCCAUGUUUGACCAGUUUGACAAGUUUUUCUAG